This is a messenger RNA of Phaeoacremonium minimum UCRPA7, 780 nucleotides long. RefSeq names its product putative protein kinase rad3 protein. Bases 1 to 780 code for a protein of 259 amino acids. The transcript has 6 exons. Gene Ontology annotation, molecular function: DNA binding; zinc ion binding. The record is from RefSeq and is a predicted model, not a curated record. Lineage: Eukaryota; Fungi; Ascomycota; Sordariomycetes; Togniniales; Togniniaceae.
AUGUCUUAUCGUGUUGAGGUCUCCCCGAACAACCGCGCCGGCUGCAAUGAUAGUGUCUGCAAGUCAGAGGGCGUGAAGAUCACCAAGGGUGAGCUGCGCUUCGGCACUUGGGUCACCAUGCCUGAUGGCGAGCAUGGCAGCUGGAAGUGGAAGCACUGGGACGGCACGUACAUGUGGGACUUCCUCGACGGCUACGAUGACAUGAACGAGCAUCCCGAGUUGCAGGAGAAAAUCCGCCGCGUCAUCACCCAGGGUCAUAUCGAUGCCGAGGACUUCAAAGGCGAUCCGGAGUUCAACAAGCUGGGUGCGCGCGGUAUCCGCGGCCGCAAGAAGAAGGUGAAGCCUGAGGAUGAGGACGGCGAGGAGGGUGAGAAGACGCCCGCCAAGAAGACCCCUGCCAAGCGUGGCCGCAAGAAGGUCGACGAUGACGAUGAUGAGGCCUCACCACCGACUAAGAAGACCAAGACCGCUAAGGCCGGCAAGAAGGCCAAGGCCGAGCCGGAGCCGGAGCCCGCCCCUGAUCCGGCCAAGAAGAAGGGAGGCCGAAAGAGCAAGGCUGUCAAACAGCCCACCCCCGAGCCUGCGCCCGAGCCGGUUGCCAAGAAGGUUGCGAAGGGCAAGAAGGGCGGCAAGAAGGCUGCUGCUGAGCCCGGACCCGAGCCCGAGCCUGAGGUCGAGGAGAAGCCUAAGAAGCGCGCCCGCAAGAGCAAGGGCGCUGCUGAGGAGGAGGCGCCUGCUGCUCCAGUCCCUGCUAAGAAGCGAGGAAGAAAGAGUACCUAA